Labrus mixtus (cuckoo wrasse) is the source of this 1894-nucleotide messenger RNA. It is a transcript of the gene poglut2, whose product is annotated as protein O-glucosyltransferase 2. Gene Ontology annotation, molecular function: protein binding; glucosyltransferase activity. The record is from RefSeq and is a predicted model, not a curated record. Gene Ontology annotation, cellular component: endomembrane system. Lineage: Eukaryota; Metazoa; Chordata; Actinopteri; Labriformes; Labridae. The transcript is spliced from 11 exons. Bases 238 to 1758 code for a protein of 506 amino acids.
AAUCCAGCCGCGGCUCAAGGAAGGGGUGACCAAUCAUAUCGCGUUAUCGCACGGGCUUGUCCCGCCCCACUAUUCAUUCAGCAGACAGUUUACUAAACUGCAGCUGUACUACCUUAACUACAUAACGGAAACUUGCAGAUGACUUAAGAGCAUCUUUAAUCCAACAAUGAGAUGCUUGGACAGUGAACCUCUGUAGGAACUCACGGCUAACAUUAAAGGCGAGUCGACGCUGGGGAAAUGAUGUCUCUUCGACUUGUUUUGUGGUUGCUGCUGAACUUCUGUCUGGAUCUGCUCAGACAUGAAGUGUCGGGGGCUCAGGCAGCCUCAGUACCCAGUGCUGCAAAAACUAUGGUAUGGGGACCUGGAUUGGAGGCAAACAUAGUCCUACCAGCUCGAUUUUUCUUUAUACAGGCGGUGGACAGCUCGGGGAGAAAUUUCACAACUUCACCUGGUGAGAAGACCUUCGAGGUAAAGAUGGUCUCUCCUGCAGAGCCGUUUGUCAGGAUAUGGAUCCAGGUUCUGGAUCGUAAUGACGGCUCCUUCCUGGUCCGCUACAGAAUGUAUGCCACCUAUUCAGACCUGCAGAUCAACAUCCUGCUUAAGAACAAGCAUGUUGCCAAGUCGCCAUUUAUUCUCAAAGGCCGAAGCUGCCACGAGGGCUGUGACUGUCCCCAGCCCAGUGGGUCUGUAUGGGAGGAACAUAUGCACUGCUCUCAGUCCUUCCCACAGAUGGACAGAGACCUGGCUCAUUAUGCAAGUGUCGACCCAGAUCGCAAUGCAGAGGAGAUCCCGCAACGUUUUGGACAGAGACAAAGCCUCUGUCACUACACUGUCAAAGACAACAAGGUCUAUGUUCAAACGUUUGGAGAGCAUGUAGGUUUCAGAAUCUUUAUGGAUGCCAUCCUGCUGUCGCUCACCCGGAAGGUACAGCUCCCUGACGUGGAGUUCUUUGUAAACCUUGGUGACUGGCCGCUUGAGAAGAGGAAAUCCACUGAGAAAAUUCAUCCUAUCUUUUCCUGGUGUGGCUCCAACAGUACCAGAGAUAUUGUCAUGCCCACCUAUGACCUGACUGAGUCGGUCCUUGAGACCAUGGGAAGAGUAAGUCUGGACAUGAUGUCAGUGCAGUCCAAUACUGGGCCACUGUGGCCAGAGAAGAAUGCCACAGCUUUCUGGAGAGGCCGGGACAGUCGUCAGGAGCGUUUGGAGCUGGUCAAGCUUUCCAGGGCUCAUCCCGACAUGAUAGAUGCCGCCUUUACCAACUUCUUCUUCUUCAAACAUGAUGAGAGCCUCUAUGGGCCGCUGGUCAAACAUGUUUCUUUCUUUGACUUCUUUAAGUACAAGUACCAAAUAAACAUUGACGGCACAGUGGCAGCGUAUCGACUGCCGUACCUGUUGGCUGGAGACAGCGUGGUCUUAAAGCAAGACUCCAGUUAUUACGAGCACUUCUACAAUGAACUUCGACCGUGGGAGCACUACAUCCCAAUCAAAGCAGACCUCAGCGACCUGCUGGAAAAGAUCGAGUGGGCUCGCGACCACGAUGAAGAGGUGAAGAAAAUUGCUCUAGCUGGUCAGCAGUUUGCCCGCCAUCAUCUAAUGGGGGACAGUAUUUUUUGUUACUACUACAAACUUUUGAAGGAGUAUGCCAAACUUCAGGUCACAACUCCAAAGGUUCGAGAAGGCAUGGAGCUAGUAGAGCAGCCCACUGAUGACCUGUUCCCAUGUUCCUGCCACAGGACGAGGUCAAAGGAUGAACUUUGAUGACCUAACAUCCAGCUACAGAGAAAUCCUUCACAUCUCAUAUACUGCCAAAGAAUUUUAAAAGUGUAAAAGAAAAAGUAUGAAUGUCAUCAAUAUUACAUUUUCUUUUUUGAAAGAAAUAAAUAUUUUUUAUAUG